UUCUUGGCUCUCUAGCAUUAUUCUUGCAUUAUGCAAUUGCUCCUAGAGACAUCCUGCAGCAAGUCGAUGUAAUGGAGUCUCCAAUUUUUUUUAUCCUGGUACACCAACCACCGCAAUGGCGUUCCCUACCCAACCUGUUACUCUCACGUGCCUUACACUGGUAGCUGUCUUGUUGAUCGCCAUGGCAGCUGAUAAAGACUCCACGGCCUCUGGCCACAUAGAUUGCGGAGAAUCAAGCCAAAACAUUGAUGAUAGUGGCCGUACUUGGGAUGGGGAUGCUGACUCCAAGUUCGCGCCAUCAGUAAAAGGAGUUGCAGCCACUGCUCAUUUCAAUGUUUUUAAUGUUUCACAAACAGCACAGGAUAUCAGUUUUGCCUACCUUGUGCGUGAAUUCUCAGUGAACGUUUCUUCAGGCAGCUUGGACCUCAUCUUUGCCCCAUCAGCACAUCGGAAUGGUUCUUAUGCAUUGGUGAGUGGCAUUGAGAUUGUGCCCAUCAGCACAUCGGAAUGGUUCUUAUGCAUUUGUGAGUGGCAUUGAUUAAAUAAGGAUUCGGCAAGCUACAAGGAGAGAU
This is a messenger RNA of Hordeum vulgare subsp. vulgare (domesticated barley), 572 nucleotides long. RefSeq lists its product as uncharacterized. Gene Ontology annotation, molecular function: protein kinase activity. The transcript has 2 exons. Bases 116 to 538 code for a protein of 140 amino acids. The record is from RefSeq and is a predicted model, not a curated record. Lineage: Eukaryota; Viridiplantae; Streptophyta; Magnoliopsida; Poales; Poaceae.